This is a messenger RNA of Dermacentor andersoni, 588 nucleotides long. RefSeq names its product acyl-coenzyme A thioesterase 13-like. The record is from RefSeq and is a predicted model, not a curated record. Gene Ontology annotation, molecular function: fatty acyl-CoA hydrolase activity. NCBI's taxonomy places the organism in Eukaryota, Metazoa, Arthropoda, Arachnida, Ixodida, Ixodidae.
GCACGUGCUAAACGACUCGUCAGUGCAGCGGCGGUCGUAGGACGCCGCGGAAGAGGCCGGCGACCAAAGCGGCGUGAUCGCGGCAUGCAGAGCGUUCACCAGAUCAUCACCAACGCGCUGAAGAAACUGACGUAUGCAAAGUAUAUUACUGAAAAGGUCGAGAUCAUGGCGGCUACUCAAAAGGGAGUCGCUCAAUUCGAACUUCUGCUGGGAAAGGAGCACUGUGACCUGCACGGCACCCUGCACAACGGCACGACAAUCGCUCUCGUGGACCUGUACACGUGGGCGACGGCUUGCACGUUGUACGAUGAAAGGACGCCUUUCACGAGCCUGAACAUCAAGGCCAGGUUUCUGGCCCCAGCGAUGUUGGGAAACAUCAUCGUAAUGAACUCUCGAGUGGCCCAGCCCGGUGGAAGGAUUGCUUUCGCAGAAAUGGACAUUCUCGACAAGACCACGAAGCGGAUCCUUAUCCAAGGAACUCACACUUUCUUAAACCUUUCCAGAUGAACUCGCCGAACUUUUCGACGUAAUGUUCAAUGAACGCACAAGUUAAAACUGCAAUAAAUAAAUAUUUGUUCCAAAAUUUGA